AUGGCUGAACACAAAGCAACAAGGAAGCGAUACGCCGUUGUCGGUACAGGUGGUCGAUCAAGCUUCUUCUACUCAGCUAUCGCCACUGACUACAGCACGACAUCAUGCAUCGUAGCCUUCUGCGACACCAACCAAACACGUAUGACUUAUGCCAACUCAAAGCUCAAGUCUCUAGGCCACGAUGAGGUACCAACGUUUCUUGCCAGCAACUUUGACCAGAUGAUCAAGGAGACUCGACCGGAUGAAGUCAUCGUCACAACCAUGGACAGAACACACAACAUAUACAUCGUCCGGGCUCUGGAAUUGGGAUGCAAUGUCAUCACAGAGAAGCCCAUGACUAUUGAUGCCCCGAGAUGCAAGGAAAUCUUUUCUGCUGUUGAGAGAACUGGCAAACAAGUUCGCGUUACGUUCAACUAUCGAUAUGCGCCUCAUAACACGAAAGUGUUUGAACUGAUCAAGUCGGGUGCCAUUGGCAAAGUCACGAGUGUUCACUUUGAAUGGAUGCUCAACACAAGCCACGGAGCAGACUACUUCCGCCGCUGGCACAGAGACAAGCGCAACAGCGGCGGUCUCUUGGUUCACAAGUCAACUCAUCACUUCGACCUCGUCAAUUUCUGGCUUCAAACACGGCCCCAAACAGUCUUUGCGACAGGCGACCUUGCCUUCUACGGCAGAGAAAACGCCGAGCAACGCGGCAAGACCGAGUUUUAUAGUCGCGCACACGGUAGCGAAGUCGCCAAGUCGGACCCAUUCGCCCUGCAUCUUGACCAGAAUCCUCAAUUAAAGGCCAUGUAUCUUGAUGCCGAGCAUGAGGACAGCUACUACCGCGAUCAGAGUGUUUUUGGCGACGGCAUAAGCAUCGAGGAUACGAUGAACGUGCUUGUCAAGUACCGCAACGGGGCCAGUCUCUCAUACUCUCUCACAGCUUACGCGCCAUGGGAGGGUUUCCGAGUCAGUUUCAACGGAACUGGUGGACGACUUGAAGUUGAGAUCGUUGAGAACAGCUACGUUAACUCUGGAGGAGACCAAGCUGCUGAAGGUUCUAUCGAGAGUCGAAAGAUCCUAUUGAGACCUUUGUUUGAGAAGCCAAGAGAGAUCCAAGUCGAAGAAGGUGUGGGUGCGCAUGGGGGUGGAGAUACUGUGUUGCUCAAUGACUUGUUUGGAACACCAGUGUCUGAUGAGUAUAUGAGAGCAGCGAGUCACAUUGAUGGGGCGGCGUCUAUACUCACUGGCAUUGCGGCUAACAGGUCUAUCGUUACUGGGCAGGCCAUUAAUGUGGAUGAUAUCUUGAUGGUACCUGACUCUUAA
Fusarium pseudograminearum CS3096 is the source of this 1308-nucleotide messenger RNA. RefSeq lists its product as uncharacterized. The record is from RefSeq and is a predicted model, not a curated record. Gene Ontology annotation, molecular function: nucleotide binding. The coding region runs from base 1 to 1308 and encodes 435 amino acids. NCBI's taxonomy places the organism in Eukaryota, Fungi, Ascomycota, Sordariomycetes, Hypocreales, Nectriaceae. The transcript is spliced from 2 exons.